AUGUCGUUCACCACUCAAAUAGUCACAGACACGACGACCGCAGCGGUCAUCAUCUCGGCAACACUCAUCAGCGACAUCACCACUACCGUGACUUCUCAUUUAUCCACUACUCUCUUCGCAACCUUCGGUCAAACCGUCACAAUCCAUUCCCCUUCCUCACCUUCGACAACCACAAUCAUUGCGCCCGCGACGGGGUACACACCAGUCUCGAGAACAACCACGCAGACAUCAACAAUCACCCUGAUCGAGUUAGAUAUCUACCUCCAAGAUGACGGCGGAAGUAUCUAUUCGACGUGGAUCAUUCCCUUCUCGGGUUCUCCUGUGAGAGAUCCAACCCACACUCAGAACGCGAGUCAGAUAGUCUACGUGGUCAAUCCUGAUGAUAGUGGUUGGGAUCACUGGCGCACAGGUGAAAAAGUGGGCAUGAUUGUCGGCAUCGUGCUCGGUGCGAUUCUCAUUGUUGGGACCAUCUUUUGGUGCGUUCGAAAGAAGGGACAAGGGAAGUGGUGGUUUGCGCAUGCGUGGCCGCACUCAACAACAGUGGCGCCGGCGGUGGAUGCAGGAGGCCCGUCGUUUGUACAGCCAACCAUGGUCAAUGGGGCGAUUGUUCCAUAUCAGUAUGGCUAUGGUUACGGGUAUGGUGUUGGAUUGAGUGGGUGA
Molecule: messenger RNA, 660 nt
Organism: Cladophialophora bantiana CBS 173.52
Lineage: Eukaryota; Fungi; Ascomycota; Eurotiomycetes; Chaetothyriales; Herpotrichiellaceae
Exons: 1
Coding region: 1-660 (219 amino acids)
Source: RefSeq, a predicted model, not a curated record